AUGAGCACGAGCACGAGCAGGAGCAGGAGCUGGAGCUGGAACUGGAGCCCGCUCCUGCUAUUCUGCACGGGACUACUGGCCGCAUCGGCUCACGCUCAAAACUGCAGUUACACACUAUAUAGUCCGAAUGGGACGAUAGAAAGCCCUGGAUACCCUUACGGAUACCCAAACUACGCCAACUGCACAUGGGUGAUUGUGGCACAGGAACACAACCGGAUACAGUUGGUAUUCCAAGGCUUUGCUUUAGAAGAGGAUUUUGACAUACUCUCUGUCUAUGAUGGGCAGCCAAGCCCUGGAAACCUACGAACCCGGUUAACGGGCUUCCAGCUUCCUCCACCCAUAGUCAGCACUGGAGCAAGACUUACACUGUGGCUACUGUCAGACUAUGCUGUGAGUGGCCAGGGCUUCAAAGCAGUAUAUGAAGCCCUUCCCAGCUACACCUGUGGUAACCCCGGACAGCUGCUCAAUGGCCUCCAACAGGGCUCCACCUUCAACAUCGGAGACAAGAUCCGCUACAGCUGCAGUCAAGGCUAUGUGCUGGAGGGUCACACCGUGCUGUCCUGCCUGGCCACCUCAUCCGGCACGGCUGCAUGGGACUUUCCCUUGCCCUACUGCCGAGCGGAUGAUGGCUGUGGGGGUACGCUGCGGGGUCAGAGUGGCAUCAUCACCAGCCCUAACUACCCCCAGGAGUACAACAACAAUGCAGACUGCACAUGGACAGUGUUGGCUGAGCCAGGUGACACUAUUUCGCUGGUCUUUACUGACUUCCAGCUGGAGGAGGACUACGAUGUCCUGGAGGUCAGCGGCACUGACGGCUCCUCCCAGUGGUUCACGGGUCCCAACCUCCCUUCUCCCAUCAUUAGCAGUAAGAACUGGCUGCGGCUCCAUUUCACCACUGAUGGCAACCACAAGCUCAGGGGCUUCAGUGCACAGUACCAAGUGAAGAAGAUGACAGAGCUGAAGUCCAGAGGGGUCAAGAUGCUCCCAAGUAAAGACAACCACAGCAAAAUUUCAGUCUUGUCCCAGAUGGGUGUGGCACAAGGACACAACAUGUGUCUGGACCCUGGAAUUCCAGACCGGGGAAAAAGAAAAGGCUCGGACUUCAGGUGAGAAAUGAGCUUAUAGAUUACUGAUUAACAGACUCCAUUCAGAGGACAAGGAGGAGAGAAGGAAGAGGAAUGCAGUUAAUUUAGUGUUUGUAAUGCCAGCGUGAUGAAUAGCGAGAGGUGG
Molecule: messenger RNA, 1230 nt
Organism: Colossoma macropomum (tambaqui)
Lineage: Eukaryota; Metazoa; Chordata; Actinopteri; Characiformes; Serrasalmidae
Gene: csmd1a
Product: CUB and Sushi multiple domains 1a
Exons: 8
Coding region: 1-1110 (369 amino acids)
Source: RefSeq, a predicted model, not a curated record